This is a messenger RNA of Pelagomonas calceolata, 1487 nucleotides long. The record is from the annotation of a GenBank genome assembly. Lineage: Eukaryota; Pelagophyceae; Pelagomonadales; Pelagomonadaceae.
CCCGCCAGGACCCCCGGACGCGCGCCCGGGCAGCUUUUCCGCCGCCGCGCGCGCGCGCAGAGGUCCCUCCAGGACACACCUGUAUACUGCCGCCGCCGCCCGCCGCCGCGCGCCGAGGACAGGCGAACACGCCGAGGACCAGACAAACAGCACAAGAUGGGCGCCAACCAGUCCGUCCACCCCAUCUCGAGGGGCCCGCAGUCCACGGGCCGGACGCGCAUCGUCUCCAAGGUCCUGUACGGAAGCAACUACACGAAGGCGAACCGCAUGUUCGUCGAGCGGGGUAAGGACGGGAAAGAAGCGUGUAUUGUGGUCCAGCCCGUGGCGGCUCUUUGUUGCCCUUAUGAAUUUGCGAUCUGCUGGUUUUCGCCCUUCAUCUCGGUGCCUUCGGGACCGGUCGUCUUGUACCAGAACUGGGGCAGAAAUGCCGGAACAUUAUCCCCGGGCUGCAAGCCCUGCUGGCCCGGCUGGCGGCGCAUUUCCCAUCUCGUCUCUUUGCAGCUCGUGACGUACAAUCACGCUCCCAAGAAGUGUCCGACGCGCGACCACGUGUUCGUCGAUCUAGAUUUGAGCGUUACGCUGAAAGUGAACAAGGAGCAGGUGUCGAAGUUCGUGUUUGAGAUGGGUGCGGAGCGGUUAGAUGCUUAUUUGUCCUUUCAAGUGGAAGAGUCGAUCCGAGGAUUAGUUUAUGAUGUGACCCACGACCGCGUGAAUGACAUGCGCGGCGAGUUCGCCGAGGACAUGCUCGCCGUCUUGCAGACGAAGGUGGAGCGGUUUGGGGUCGACAUCAAAGCUGUUAAGAUCACGAACGUGGCAUUACCAAAUAUUUUGCAGGAGCGACUGGAGAACACUACUUCGUUUAAGACGAGAUUGACCAUGCAAAGUAAAAAUCAUGAGCACACUAUUCAAACUAUAGAAAAUACGUACGCGCAACAAAGGCAAAACAUCGCCCAAACCUUCGACCUGCAGAAGAGGAGUGUAAGGGCGGAAACCGAUAGGGAGGACACGGAGCAGCAGGAGAAGAUGGCCGUGGCUACCUCAGAUAGAGCCCAGAAGACGACGACCGCGUUCGAAGCCCAAGAUGUUAUAUUGACCAAGGCUAGAUCCGACCUAGAAGUAGCUGAAUUUACGGGACGAACCGAAAAAGCUGAACUAGUUGAGAAAACUAAAAUAGAAUGUGCUCGACGCGUCCGCACUACCAAAAAAGAAUGUAGCGUCGAGACGACGCAGAGCGAGGCGCUGCGGGAGGCCUCCAAGGACUUAGCGGCGGCUCGCGAAGCGGAGGCCGCCGGCGAGGGCAAGGCCGCGGAAUACCAGGAAGAGCGCAUCCGCUUCGAGCAGCAGAAGCGCUUGGCCGCUAUCGACGCGCACUUCGCGGCGCGGGGCCGCCACGUCAUCCAGGGCGAGGGCGGAAGGCAGCUGCUCUCGGCUUUUCAUGAUGGUCGAGGUGUACAGGCUUCUAUGAUGAAGCGCGACUAAGGAUAUAC